Molecule: messenger RNA, 375 nt
Organism: Vollenhovia emeryi
Lineage: Eukaryota; Metazoa; Arthropoda; Insecta; Hymenoptera; Formicidae
Product: putative odorant-binding protein A10
Exons: 2
Source: RefSeq, a predicted model, not a curated record
CUGGAAUAACAACUUUUUGUUGCGACCAAUCUCUAUAAAUGGAAUGUAUUGCUGAUUAGUUAUUUAGUUUUACUAUUGCUGUAGAAUCAGAGUGCAUCAGUAGAAGAGACGAUGACUCGGCUAAGCUUUAUUGUGACGAUCGUCGCCGUUGCAUUGGUAUGUGUAUUCGCGCAGGAGCUUUACUCGGAUCGAUAUGAUGACGUCGAUCUCGAUGGAAUUUUGGCAAACGAAAAACUGCGAAUACAAUAUUACAACUGCUUUAUGGACACUUCACCAUGCAAGACCGCCGAUGCUAAAUUCUUUAAAGGGAUUGCAGGUGAAGCUAUGCAGUCUCAAUGCAGGAGAUGCACCGAAAAACAAAAAGAAAUUUUGAAC